AUGCAGCCCUGCCCCAGGGGCUCCGCUGCUGAUUCACAGCCAGCCCCGCUGCCCGCUGCCCCCGCUGCCCGGACCCGCCGCGCUCGCAAGGUGCUCCAUGCCCGUGCCCAUCAGCUCUGAUGCAGCCCCUGGUGAUGCAGGAAUGGCUCCAUGUCCUCCCUCCGUGUCCUGAGUGGCCCCUCCCGGCCCAGGCGCAGCACAGCAGCCCUGCCCGCCCGCUCUCUCAGGUUGAAGCCUCACAGGAUGGUGCAGGACCCUCGUGCGUAACCCCCCGGGCUCCCAGCACUGCUGCCGGGCCCCAGGCCCCUCUGGAGAUGAAUCUUUGCUGGAACGAGAUCAAAAAAAAAUCCCACAGCCUUCGGGCUCGGCUGGAGGCCUUCUCUGACCACAGUGGGAAGCUGCAGGUGCCUCUGCAGGAGAUCAUAGACUGGCUGGGGCAGAAGGAUGAGGAGCUGUCGGCCCAGCUGCCCCUGCGGGGCGAUGUUCUCCUGGUGCAGCAGGAGAAGGAGACACACGCGGCUUUCAUGGAAGAAGUGAAGUCUCGGGGGCCAUACAUUUACUCUGUCCUGGAGUCAGCACAGGCUUUCCUUUCCCAGCACCCAUUUGAGGAAUUAGAAGAACCAACUUUGGAAAGCAAAGAUGUGUCUCCGCGGCACCGCAUCCAGAACAUCAGCCGCUUUGUGUGGAAGCAGGCCAACGUGGCCAGCGAGCUCUGGGAGAAGCUCACAGCUCGCUGCGUGGACCAGCACCGCCACAUCGAGCGCACCCUGGAGCAGCUGCUGGAGAUCAAAGGGGCCAUGGAGGAGCUCAGCACCACCCUGGACCAGGCUGAGAGCGUGCGGGAGACCUGGGAGCCCAUCGGGGACCUCUUCAUCGACUCCUUGCCCGAGCACAUCCAGUCCACCAAGCUGUUCAAAGAGGAGCUGUCCCCCAUGAAGGAUGGGGUGAAAGUGGUCAAUGACCUUGCACACCAGCUGGCCAUCUCAGAUGUGCACCUGUGCAUGGAGAGUUCCCGCACCCUGGAGCAGAUCAACACCCGCUGGAAGCAGCUGCAGGCCUCCAUAAAUGAACGCCUGAAGCAGCUCCAAGAUGCCCACCGGGACUUUGGACCAGGCUCCCAGCACUUCCUCUCCUCCUCUGUCCAGGUGCCCUGGGAGCGAGCCAUUUCCCCCAACAAAGUGCCAUACUACAUCAACCACCAGGCCCAGACCACGUGCUGGGACCACCCAAAGAUGACAGAGCUGUACCAGACGCUGGCGGAUUUGAACAACAUCAAGUUCUCGGCGUACCGCACAGCCAUGAAGCUGCGGCGGGUGCAGAAAGCCCUGAGAUUGGACAUGGUCACCUUGGGCACGGCUUUGGAAAUCUUCAACGAGCACGACCUGCAGCCCAGCGAGCGGGCGAUGGACGUGGUGGAGGUGAUCCACUGCCUGACCGCGCUCUACGAGCGCCUGGAGGAGGAGCGCGGCAUCCUGGUCAACGUGCCCCUCUGCGUGGACAUGAGCCUCAACUGGCUGCUGAACGUCUUUGACAGUGGCCGCAGUGGGAAGAUGAGGGCUCUCUCCUUCAAGACGGGCAUCGCGUGUCUGUGCGGGACAGAGGUCAAGGAGAAGUUCCAGUAUCUCUUCAGCCAGGUGGCCAAUGCCGGGGGCCUGUGUGACCAGCGGCACCUCGGGGUCCUGCUCCACGAGGCCAUCCAGGUCCCUCGCCAGCUGGGGGAGGUGGCAGCGUUUGGGGGCAGCAAUGUGGAGCCCAGCAUCCGCAGCUGCUUCCGCUUUAGCAAUGGGAAGUCUGCCAUUGAGGUGUCCCAGUUCCUGGAGUGGGCCAACCUGGAGCCCCAGUCCAUGGUGUGGCUGGCGGUGCUGCACCGGGUCACCAUGGCCGAGCAGGUGAAGCACCAGACCAAGUGCUCUGUGUGCCGCCAGUGCCCCAUCAAGGGCUUCAGGUAUCGGAGCCUGAAGCAGUUCAAUGUGGAUAUCUGCCAGACCUGCUUCCUCACGGGGCGAGCCAGCAAGGGCAACAAGCUGCACUACCCCAUCAUGGAGUACUACACCCCAACCACAUCCAGUGAGAACAUGAGGGACUUUGCCACGACACUGAAGAACAAGUUUAGGUCCAAGCAGUACUUCAGCAAGCACCCACAGAGGGGUUACCUGCCCGUGCAGUCUGUGCUCGAGGCUGACUGCUCUGAGACCCCAGCCUCCUCCCCGAUGUUACCCCACGCUGACACUCACUCCAGGAUCGAGCACUUUGCCAGCAGGCUUGCAGAGAUGGAAAGCCAGAACUGUUCCUUCUUCAGUGAUAGCCUGUCCCCUGAUGACAGCCUGGAUGAGGACCAGUACCUGCUGCGCCACUCCAGCCCCAUCACAGACAGAGAGCCUGGGGGCAGCCAGCAGGGUCCAGCAGGCCUCAACAUGGAUGACAAGGGAGAGCUGGAGAGAGUCCUGGCCCACCUGGAGGAUGAAAACAGGAUCCUCCAGGGAGAGCUGAGACGUUUGAAGUGGCAGCAUGAUGAGGCAGUGGAGUCCCCAACCUUGGCCUCAGGCUCUCCCGAGUCAGUGCAGGACCCACGGAACGAGGAGCUGCUGGCAGAGGCGCGGAUCCUCCGGCAGCACAAGAGCCGCCUGGAGACACGGAUGCAGAUCCUGGAGGACCACAACAAGCAGCUGGAAUCCCAGCUGCACAGGCUGAGGGAGCUGCUGCUGCAGCCUCCAGCAGAGUCAGAAGGCAAUGGUUCAGCAGCCUCCUCCUUGGCUUCAUCUCCACAUCAGUCAGAAGGCAGCCAGGCAAAGGAGAAAGAGCACAACACCCCUGACACUGAAACUGCAGAUGAGGUGGAAGCCAAGACCCAGGAGGUCAGCAUGUGCCUGGAAGACAUCAUGGAGAAGCUGCGGAGCGCCUUCCCCAGCUCCCGAGGUAUGACCUCCCUUAUCUAACACCUCCUGUGAGCCAGAGGCUUUUCCUAACCAGCUACCUGGCUGCUUUCCUCCCCUCUCUCCCUGCCAUGCUCCCUGUGCUGCAGCAGACCUCACACAGACUCCCUCCGAGCUGCUGGUGCAGGAUGCUUGCCAGCUCCAGAAGAUCUCAGGGGAACAGAGGCCAUGCAGGAGUGGGACUGUGGGCUCCCCAGGAGGCUGGUUGGGUCACUGGCCACAGUGUCCAAGCCUGGGUGGGAUGGUUCAGAAGAACUGAAGCCAUGAAAACUGCCAGUCUCCCCUGGCACCCUCAGGGGAUGCAGAGCUCAGCAUCCCACUCUUCAUCCCUGCCCAGGAGCCUCCAGGUCUAUGGGCACCAAAACACUCCUGGAGCCACACAAUUUUUAGAAUAACUCUUUCUAACAGUGACCAGCUGCCAGCCUUAUGGUUUGAGUUCUGCCACCCAAGGCUCUGCAGCCAGCCAGGCACACACCACCAGGAGAGAGUUUGUGAGGUUUAUGGAGUAGGGAUUGAGUCCAUGUUAGAGCUUCAGCCCAGCUAGUAGCCUUAUUUGAGAGGGUCUUUAUAACAGAGCCUUAUUGUUUAAUUUGCAUAUAUUUCUAUAUAUUAUAUAUAUAUAUACUGUACUUAAAUACUCUCAUGGACUCACUCUAUUAAACUCUAAUACCUUAAGUGUAGCUGCCCUUCGCUUUCAGACCAGCCCA
Messenger RNA from Agelaius phoeniceus (red-winged blackbird), 3640 nucleotides. RefSeq names its product dystrophin related protein 2 (gene DRP2). Gene Ontology annotation, cellular component: plasma membrane. Gene Ontology annotation, molecular function: zinc ion binding; protein binding. The record is from RefSeq and is a predicted model, not a curated record. Lineage: Eukaryota; Metazoa; Chordata; Aves; Passeriformes; Icteridae. Gene Ontology annotation, biological process: synaptic signaling.